Messenger RNA from Linum trigynum, 2064 nucleotides. The record is from the annotation of a GenBank genome assembly. NCBI's taxonomy places the organism in Eukaryota, Viridiplantae, Streptophyta, Magnoliopsida, Malpighiales, Linaceae.
AUGCUAGGAGACACCGCUACUGUUUCCUCCUCCGUUAAUCCUGGCGGUGGCGGUGGCGGUUCCGCCACUAAUACUCAUCACCACCAACAACAACACCAGCACAACCUCCACCAGCAGCAGCAUCAAUCACAUCGCAAUCCGAAUCCCGCCGCAAUUGGCGGCGGCGGACUAUUUCAAGAAGGAAUCAGUACUUCCGAUGCUGGAGGAGGCGGUGGUGGAGCGGGGCAUGUCGGUUCGAGUUCCGGCGGCGAGGAAGAUAGGCUCGGCGGCGGUGGGAGCGGGAGCUUCGGCGGGAACCGAUGGCCGCGGCAGGAGACGGUGGCGCUGCUCAAAAUUCGAACGGAUAUGGACGCCACGUUCCGCGAUGCCAGUGUGAAGGGGCCUCUCUGGGAUGAAGUCUCCAGGAAGUUGGCCGAGCUUGGAUAUCAUCGAAGCGCCAAGAAAUGCAAAGAGAAGUUUGAGAAUGUGUACAAGUACCACAAGCGCACCAAGGAUGUCCGUACGAGCAAACAAGAAGGCAAAAACUAUCGCUUCUUCGAGCAAUUAGCCGCCUUCGAAUCCCAGCCUCCCGCCGGAGCCACUCCCACUGCUCCUCCGCCGCAUCCGCAACCGUCGCAGCCGGCGGCGACAACAAUGCCAGCCUUCAAUCCACCACAGGUUCAGCCCGUCGCCUUCGUCACCAUGGCUCAUGAUCACAUUCCAACCAGUACUACUGUUCCAUCGACAACUGUUCCUCCGCGGUCGGCCGCGCCAGCAAUUACGAUCGCCGCUCCUUCCUAUCCGCCGGCUCCACAACCGACGAUCCAGCCUCUCUAUCCUCCUUCUUUCUCCACCUUUUCAACAGAUCUAAUGUCGAAUUCGCCCUCCUCUUCGUCCUCGACAUCAUCCGACGUGGAGCUCCACCGCGGCGGCCGGCACAAGCGGAAGCGGAAGUGGAAGGACUUCUUCGAGCGGCUGACGACGGAAGUGGUCCACAAGCAGGAAGAGAUGCAGCGGAAGUUUCUAGAAGCCAUCGAGAAGCGCGAGCACGAACGAAUGGCGCGUGAGGAGUCGUGGCGAAUGCAAGAAAUGGCCCGGAUAAAUCGGGAGCGCGAGAUCCUUGCUCAGGAGCGAUCCAUCGCCGCCGCCAAAGAUGCCGCCGUGAUGUCGUUCCUCCAGAAGCUCUCCGAACAGCAGAACCCCGGCGCUCCACCACUCCACCUCCCCAAUCAAGCCGUCCAAAUCGCUCCACCACCGUCGCACCAACCUCCUCCGCAACAACCACCACCGAGGCCGUCUGUAGUAGUAGCAGCAGCAGCUCUGCCGCAGCCACCACCGCAAUCAACGCCGAAUCAAGUACAAUCAGCCCCACCAGCAGCAGCGGCGACUCCGGCGCCCGUACAGCAACCUCAAUUAAAACAUCCGGUUAGUCAAAGUCAAAGUCAAGGUCAAAACCAAAAGGAGAUGGUAAGAGCGGACAAUGUGGAUCAGCACUUCCUGCCGGCGAGCUCGUCGCGGUGGCCGAAGAUGGAAGUGGAAGCGCUGAUCUCGCUGAGGAGGAACCUGGACUCCAAGUAUCAGGAGAAUGGGCCUAAAGGCCCACUGUGGGAGGAGAUCUCGGCCGGGAUGAAGAGACUGGGCUACAACCGGAACCCGAAGCGGUGUAAGGAGAAGUGGGAGAACAUCAACAAGUACUUCAAGAAAGUGAAGGAGAGCAACAAGAAGCGGCCCGAGGAUUCAAAGACCUGUCCGUACUUCCACCAGCUGGACGCAUUGUACAGGGAGAAGCAGAAUCUGGAAGGCGGUGGCUCCUCGUCCGUCGCCGCCGGCGGCGAUCAAUUCAAUUCGGUGCCUCUAAUGGUUCAGCCGGAGCAGCAGUGGCCGCCUCAGGCGCUUCCUCCUCCGGUGCCUCCUCCUCCGCAGCAGCAGCGGCAGAAGGAUACAGUGAUGGAGGAAGCGGAGAGCGAGGAUCACGGUGACGAGGAGGAGGAAGAUGAUUAUGAUGACGAGGAGGAGGAGGAUGACGUGACAGGCGAGUACGAAUUCGUCUCGAACAAGCCGCAUUCAAUGAAUCCCGGCGGCUGA